This is a messenger RNA of Aplosporella prunicola CBS 121167, 2132 nucleotides long. RefSeq lists its product as uncharacterized. Lineage: Eukaryota; Fungi; Ascomycota; Dothideomycetes; Botryosphaeriales; Aplosporellaceae. The record is from RefSeq and is a predicted model, not a curated record. The transcript has a single exon. Bases 8 to 1729 code for a protein of 573 amino acids.
CUCCACCAUGCAGGCAGCGCGUCUCCCCGCCCGGAGGCUGCACUCGCUGCGACGCCCCAUUCGCCCGCCCGCCGUGCCUCACCAAUUCCCCAAGCCGCGCCUCUUCACCCACAACUCGCAGCUACUGCUCGUCAUCUCGCCUUCCGGGCCCCGGCCCCAGCUCCCUUUCCUUCACGCCUCCUCGAGCGCCCUGAGGUAUCGUCACCGCGGCGGCCAAUGGCAACUGACCAGGUUCCUGACAACCGAGCACAAAAAGUACAUCAAGGAACAGGUCUGGCUCGCUAGUAAAUGGACUGUCUUCCUUUGGACGAGCGUGGGCCUGCUGUGCAUUGCUGCAUUUGGUGUGCAGAAUGAAAUACUCGAACGGGACACGCCCACUCCCUCCGAGUGGAGCAUGAUCAGUCGCAUAGCUUACCGCAGUGCGCGCGCCCAAGAAGACCCUAGUUAUUUCCCCUCGGGCAUCGUCGACUGGGCAAACACCGGAGGCACCUAUAGGCGGUUGAUGGAGCGGCUUGAGGACCCCAAUGUUGACGGCAAGGAUGUCAAGGACCAAGGGGACGGGGGCAUUCUGGUGCCUGGUGUAGGCAAGGCGGGUUAUGACAUCGAGGCGAAGAGCGAGCCGUGGCGGCGGGGGUAUUUCGAAGUGCUGAUGGGCUGCGCCAAGUCCGCAGAGCAGUUGGAUGGCUGGGUCAAGGAUACAACUCGUAACAUCUCAUUCCCCUCCGAGUAUGUCAUUGGACCUUCCAACCCUAGGCCGCGCCCAUGCCCGGCGUUUAUGCAUUCCGCGCCUCUGGAAGAGAACUGUAUCCCGGCCUUCGCACAGCCGGAGACGUAUUACAUGAAGGUUUUGACCACGAAGGGCUUCAACACCAACCAGCGUCUCAAGGCUGCCCUCGGAUACGCCGAUUGGCUGGACUUCAAAGGUCUGAAUGACAGCGCGCAAGAGAUGUACAACUGGGGCAUGGACAUUGCUACUUCCGCUCUACCAGAAGUCGAGAGCGUCGUCGACCUCAAGACUGGUGUUAUCAGAGAAGGCGCGAACCGCGUUUCCGACAACAUUGUCCAGGCCGCCACAUCUCUGGCGACGCAUUACGCGUGCAAUGCCAAUGUGUCGGCCGCCUUGCCCAUCUACCUCUCUGUCCUGCGUGCACGGAGCUCCGCCCCAGCCGCUCCAUACCCGUCGAACGGAAGCUCUGGUUCCAACGGCAUCCUUGACACCAUUUUCUCAUUUAUCGUCCCCCCGCAAUACCCGCCGCCUCCUCCGUCUGGGAAUGACGCGUUGCGCCGGACACCAAACUCAAAGUGCGAAGAAACCGCGCUCAAAACCUAUAUAGGAGAAAUCCUCUUCGCAACAGCGCCAUCCAACCUCGAGACCGGUCUUGCAUGGACAAGAGAAGCGGUUGCAGAGGCGGAAGCGGGCGUCGAGGACGGAAGCCUGAAGCUCGAGGACAGGGACAAGUGCGCGCAAUGUUUGGAAGUUGGGCUCAACAAUCUGCAGAAGAUGGUCGCCAAGCUGGACAAGGAAGAGAAGGACAAGACGUCAGGCUUGGGAGGCAAAUCUAGCUGGUUUAGCCUGUGGGGUAGUACCAAGGAGGAAGGUGCUAGCGAAAGCAAAUGGGCGGCGGAGCUGAGCGAGAUUGAGGACAGAAUUCUCAGGCUGCACCGGGAAGGCCUGAGGGAGCGGUUCAAGAAGUCGGGUGGCGGUGGCGGCCUUACCUGGAUCGGAUGAGGUGGGGUUGGAAGGAAUAGUAGCUUACUUCUGUUCUGGCCUAUUCAUUAAGGAUGCCUUGACGCUUUGUUUUUAGGUUCAAGAUGUACCGAGAUGUCGAACGACUGGCGCCCGUGCCUCGCCAACGUGCGCGUACGGUCGUACCCGUUUCGCACUAAAAAUAAGGGUCCUCGUUCACGUUGCCACGGUGGGCAUGUCGAUGGUCGCCUGCUGUUUGUGCUUUUUUGCCUCCAGUCUAACGUCCGUCAUCGUCAAGCGAUAUUCACUGCCUAACAAGAUACGGACACUUGUACGGAGUAGAAGAAGAAAUCCAGUCAAGGUGCUUAUAGUAUGUAUACUCUCUAAAACCUUCUCAGUCUAAUCUAGAAUUUAAGCCAAUAGCUAGACAAGGAGUAGUCAGUAG